Messenger RNA from Syzygium oleosum, 1549 nucleotides. RefSeq names its product mogroside IE synthase-like. The transcript is spliced from 2 exons. The record is from RefSeq and is a predicted model, not a curated record. Bases 77 to 1477 code for a protein of 466 amino acids. Gene Ontology annotation, molecular function: UDP-glycosyltransferase activity. NCBI's taxonomy places the organism in Eukaryota, Viridiplantae, Streptophyta, Magnoliopsida, Myrtales, Myrtaceae.
ACCAUACGGGACUUAUAAACACAUUCGUUUUUGUUGAGUCGAGAGAAGAAUCUGUCCGAGCAGCAAACAGCUCGACAUGCAUCCGGCCAAGGACAUUCACGUUCUGGUCCUAGCACACCCCGUGCAAGGCCACAUAAACCCGAUGCUUCAAUUCUCCAAACGCUUGGCCUCAAAGGGUCUCAAGGUCACCUUCCUAAUCCCCAUCUCCACCAAGAAGUCCCUCAAUCUGGUUAACGCGAGCUCCAUCCAGGUCGAGUACAUCUCCGACGGGUUUGACAACGUCGAAGCAGACAAGCUCAGCAUUGACGAGUAUCUCGACCACUUCCGACUUUCAGCUUCUCAGAGCCUGAGAGAUUUCAUUCAGAAACACCAAUCUUGUCUGGAGAAUCCGGCUAAAGUCCUUAUUUACGAUUCCUUUGACUAUUGGGCUCUAAACGUGGCAAUACAACAUGGCAUGCAUGGAGCUGCGUUCUUCACUCAGUCCUGCGUCGUUUCUUGGAUCUAUUACUUGGUUCACCAAGGAACAGUGAAGCUCCCAUUAGAAGCUGUAGAUGGACAAGGGCGUGUUGUAUCUGAUCCUCCGGCGAUGUCGGUUUUAGGGCUGAACGAUUUUCCUUCAUUUGUCAUAGAUGUCGAUAAAUACCCCGCCAUACUCAAGAUCGUUCUCGGACAGUUCUCCAAUUUCCGGAAAGCUAAGUGGCUUUUGUUCAAUACGUUGUCUGAGCUCGAGGAGGAGCUGGUGAAUUGGAUGGGGAACCACUGGUCAAUGAUGCCCGUCGGACCAACGAUACCUUCAGUAUACAUGGACAAGAGACUCGAGGACGACACAGACUACGGACUUAGCCUCUUCAAGCCCGAAGCAGAAGCUUGCCUCCGGUGGCUGGACUCGAAGCCACCCAGGUCCGCCGUCUACGUAUCGUUCGGAAGCUUGGCAUCUCUGGGAGAGGACCAGAUGGAAGAGCUCGCGAGUGGGCUCAGGUCGAUGAAGAGCCACUUCUUGUGGGUGGUGAGAGAGUCUGAAGAGAAGAAGCUCCCACCCAACUUCAUGCAAGAGCUAGAGUUAGGUAAUGACAACAAAGGUUUGGUGGUGAGGUGGUGCAAUCAGCUCCAAGUGCUGAGCCACGGCUCGGUCGGUUGCUUCAUGUCCCACUGCGGAUGGAACUCUACCCUCGAGGCGCUGAGCUUGGGGGUCCCCAUGGUGGUGAUGCCCCAGUGGACGGAUCAGCCGACCAACGCCACAUUCGUCGUGGAGGUGUGGAAGGUCGGCCUCAGGGUUAGGGCUAAUGAGAAAGGGGUUGUGACCGGGGAAGAGAUCGAGAGCUGCAUAGAUGAGAUCAUGGAUGGAGAGAGAGGGAAGAAGAUCAGAGAAAACUCCUUGAGGUGGAAAGAAACUGCCAAACGGGCCGUAGAUGAAGGAGGUAGUUCGGAUAAGAACAUCCAGGAAUUUGUCUCGAACGUUGUUGAUUUGUGCACGUAAUGCUCAUGCACGUGUAAUAAUGGUGAAAAACAAGCUCGCCGAUUUGAUCUAAAUGAUUGUGUCUUAACUGAA